This is a messenger RNA of Bipolaris oryzae ATCC 44560, 438 nucleotides long. RefSeq lists its product as uncharacterized. The coding region runs from base 1 to 438 and encodes 145 amino acids. The record is from RefSeq and is a predicted model, not a curated record. The transcript is spliced from 3 exons. NCBI's taxonomy places the organism in Eukaryota, Fungi, Ascomycota, Dothideomycetes, Pleosporales, Pleosporaceae.
AUGGUCGCUGACGCGGCUCUGGCGUCGGGCAUGCAAGAUGAGAUAAGCUUCCCUCGCGGCGGGGUACGGACGAGAGAUGGUUUGAAGGAUGAUGGGCAACAACACGACCAGGGCAUCGACGAUUGCGCGACCAGGCUAUAUGUAUUGGAUCGUGUGGGGCUGGCUAGUGUCGAGGAUGCAGAUGCAUGGCGGGCUACUCUACUGGAAGCGGAAGCGGCAUCGGGCUGUGCAUUGGCAGGUACGAAGAGGGAGGGGAGGGGAGGUGAGAGAUACGCAAGCAGCAGAGCGUGGAUGCUGCGAGCGGCAGUGUUGGGUAUUGGAUUGAAGGGCUUGGGAGAGUGGAGUUAUAAUGAUUGUCCCGAAAAGAAGGAGGGUGGAGGGAGACAGCCAACCACCAGCCUCCUCCAAGGCGAUAGUGAGAUAGCGGAGAUUGGAUAG